Erythranthe guttata (spotted monkey flower) is the source of this 1262-nucleotide messenger RNA. RefSeq names its product nucleotide-rhamnose synthase/epimerase-reductase (gene NRS/ER). Gene Ontology annotation, biological process: S-adenosylmethionine biosynthetic process. Gene Ontology annotation, molecular function: methionine adenosyltransferase regulator activity. Gene Ontology annotation, cellular component: methionine adenosyltransferase complex. The record is from RefSeq and is a predicted model, not a curated record. Lineage: Eukaryota; Viridiplantae; Streptophyta; Magnoliopsida; Lamiales; Phrymaceae.
GUAUUUUCGUCAAUUUAAACCCAUGCCCAAGAAAAUUCCUCUUAUAUAAAUAAUAAUGUAAUUCAGAUCCGAUAAAAGAAAGAAAAGCCACACUAAAAGCUCCACACAAUUCAUUUCUCUCUCUAUAUCUCUCUCACACACACACACACACAGUACAACACAGUAAAUUACAGAAAUGAGCGCCACCGCCAACGGCGCUGCCGCCGAACCUCUGAAGUUCCUGAUCUACGGCCGAACCGGCUGGAUAGGCGGGUUGUUGGGCAAGAUAUGCGACGCCCAGAAAAUCGAAUACGUAUACGGGUCGGGUCGUCUGCAGAACCGGCCGGACCUCGAGGCCGACAUCGCCACCGUCAAACCGACACACGUUUUCAACGCCGCCGGGGUCACCGGCCGGCCGAACGUGGACUGGUGCGAGUCCCACAAGGUGGAGACAAUCCGGACCAACGUUGUCGGCACGCUGACGCUCGCUGACGUGUGCAGGGAGAAGGGGCUGGUGUUGAUUAACUACGCCACGGGUUGCAUCUUCGAGUACGAUUCGGGUCAUCUUCUCGGGUCGGGCGUCGGGUUCAAGGAGGAGGAUACCCCCAACUUUAUCGGAUCCUUUUACUCCAAGACUAAAGCAAUGGUUGAGGAUUUACUACACAACUACGAGAACGUGUGCACAUUGCGAGUGAGGAUGCCAAUUUCGUCGGAUCUUUCAAACCCUCGUAACUUCAUCACAAAAAUCACGAGGUACGAGAAAGUGGUGGACAUACCGAACUCAAUGACGAUACUAGACGAGCUCCUUCCGAUAUCUAUCGAGAUGGCAAAGAGAAACCUCACCGGGAUAUGGAACUUCACUAAUCCCGGAGUCGUGAGCCACAACGAAAUAUUGGAAAUGUACCGCGAGUAUAUCGAUCCGAGUUUCACUUGGAAGAAUUUCAAUCUUGAGGAACAAGCUAAGGUGAUUGUCGCACCGAGGAGUAACAAUGAACUUGACGCAUCUAAGUUGAAGAAGGAAUUCCCGGAAAUGUUGGGUAUUAAGGAAUCGCUUAUCGAGAACGUUUUCAAGCCGAAUAGGAAGACACCCGUCGCUUGAAAAAUCACGGGUUAUUGUUUUUUUUUUGUGUGUGUGUGUUUGCUUAUUGUGGAACGUUACGUUUUUCGGUUUCCUUUCAAUGUUUAUUUAACAUGCAUCAGUUUAAUUUUUUUUUAUGGGUAUUGAAUUUUGUAUUGUAUUGAUUUUCAUUUCUGAAUAAAUGAGAUGGACAUUUUUACUUUAA